Messenger RNA from Erinaceus europaeus (western European hedgehog), 2504 nucleotides. It is a transcript of the gene FGR, whose product is annotated as FGR proto-oncogene, Src family tyrosine kinase. The transcript has 13 exons. The record is from RefSeq and is a predicted model, not a curated record. NCBI's taxonomy places the organism in Eukaryota, Metazoa, Chordata, Mammalia, Eulipotyphla, Erinaceidae. Gene Ontology annotation, molecular function: ATP binding; signaling receptor binding; non-membrane spanning protein tyrosine kinase activity. Bases 225 to 1808 code for a protein of 527 amino acids. Gene Ontology annotation, cellular component: extrinsic component of cytoplasmic side of plasma membrane. Gene Ontology annotation, biological process: cell differentiation; innate immune response; cell surface receptor protein tyrosine kinase signaling pathway.
GAACUCCCGAAGCAGCUUCCUCCUCCCUGCCAGCGGGGGCAGCGGUCUGGGACUGGCAGCACCCGGUUUACUACACACCCCCAGACUGGUGCGCGGGAACCCCCAGCUGGCUCGCUCUGUGGUGGGUGUGAAGCUGCCUCCCCGGGACCAGGUCUCUGGCCCCUCCCCAGGACAAUGUCACAGCCUCUCUGACCCAGGAGCAGGGGCCUGCAGGGGUACCCAGAAUGGGCUGUGUGUUCUGCAAGAAGUUGGAGCCAGGGCUCAAGGAUGACACUGACCUGGAAGGGAACUUCAGGGACUAUGGGGCUGCAGACCGAUAUGGUCCUGAUCCCACACAAGCCCGGCCUGUGUCCUCCGUUGUCCACAUCCCCAAUUACAACAACUUCUCCACUCAGCACACCAGCCCUGCCUUCCUUGAUGGGUGCAAUGCCAGGGGUGUCUCAGGGCCUGGGGUGACCCUAUUCACUGCUCUGUAUGACUAUGAGGCCCGGACAGAGGAUGACCUCACAUUCACCAAAGGCGAGAAGUUUCACAUCCUGAACAACUCUGAGGGUGACUGGUGGGAGGCCCGGUCCCUCAGCUCUGGACAGACUGGCUACAUUCCCAGCAACUACGUGGCCCCUGUGGACUCUAUCCAGGCUGAAGAGUGGUACUUUGGAAAGACUGGAAGGAAGGAUGCAGAGAGACAGUUGCUCUCCUCAGGCAACCCCCAGGGGGCCUUUCUCAUACGCGAGAGUGAGACCACCAAAGGUGCCUACUCCCUGUCUAUCCUGGAUUGGGACGAGACCAGAGGCAAUCAUGUGAAGCAUUACAAGAUCCGAAAGCUGGACAUGGGCGGUUACUACAUCACCACGAGGGCUCAAUUCGACUCAGUGCAGGAGCUGGUGCAGCAUUACAUGGAAGUGAACGACGGUCUGUGCCAUCUGCUCACUGUGGCUUGCACCACCAUGAAGCCACAGACCCUGGGCCUGGCCAAGGAUGCCUGGGAGAUCAGCCGAGACUCCAUUGCACUGGACCACCGGCUGGGCACCGGCUGCUUCGGGGAUGUGUGGCUCGGCACGUGGAAUGGCACCACAAAGGUAGCAGUGAAGACGCUGAAGCCAGGCACCAUGGCUCCUAAGGCUUUCCUGGAGGAGGCGCAGAUCAUGAAGCUGCUGCGGCACGACAAACUGGUGCAGUUGUACGCGGUGGUGUCGGAGGAGCCCAUCUACAUCGUGACUGAGUUCAUGUGCCAUGGGAGCUUGCUGGAUUUCCUCAAAGGCCAGGAGGGUCAGGGUUUGAAUCUACCUCAGUUGGUGGACAUGGCAGCCCAGGUGGCUGAGGGUAUGGCCUACAUGGAGCGCAUGAACUACAUCCACCGGGACCUCAGGGCAGCUAACAUCCUGGUGGGAGAGCUGCUGGUGUGCAAAAUUGCAGACUUUGGGCUGGCCCGUCUCAUCGAGGAUGAUGAGUACAACCCCCAGCAAGGGGCCAAGUUUCCCAUCAAGUGGACAGCCCCAGAGGCUGCCCUCUAUGGCAGAUUCACCAUUAAGUCUGACGUGUGGUCUUUUGGGAUCCUGCUUACUGAGCUCAUCACCAAGGGCCGAGUCCCCUACCCAGGAAUGAAUAACCGGGAAGUGUUGGAACUGGUGGAGCAUGGCUACCACAUGCCGUGUCCCCCUGGCUGUCCAGCAUCACUGUACGAGGCCAUGGAGCAGACCUGGCGCCUGGACUCAGAGGAGAGGCCCACCUUUGAAUACCUGCAGUCCUUCCUGGAGGAUUACUUCACCUCCACAGAGCCCCAGUACCAGCCAGGAGAUCAAACAUAGUCUGUUUGGGUAGCAACCACUUCUUUGGAGGUACCCAUGGCCUCUUGCAGCCCUCAGAACCCACAGGUGUAAAACCUCUUAGAGUCCUAGCAUGUCAGAGGGAUCAGGUUGUUCUCAUGUCAUGGAAGCAAUAUGAAAGCCAUUUUCUUUUCCUUUUUUAAUUUAGCCAGAGCACUGCUCAGCUCUGGUUCAUGGUGGUACCAGGGAUUGACCCUGGAACCUUGGAGCCUCAGGUAGAAAAGUCUUCUGUGUUCUCAGCCCAAGCCAGUCAUUUUAAAGAUGGAACAAAUCAAGGCUCAGAAAUCAUUUCGUAUUGUCUCUGACUCCUGCCCCAAGCACUAUCUCUCCCCUUUUUACUUAGCCACUCCAUGCCUAUGACCUCCUUCUCUUGCCCCCCCCAAGAAAUGCUGAGAACUUGCCUAGUUAUUUAUGAAACUAUAUAUCCUUUCCCUCACUUGUCUCCUUCACCUCCUUCCCUAUCCCAUUGUCCACCAUGACUCAGGCUCCUAGAAUUUACCUCCCACUCAGUUCUCUCAUGUCUGUAGGUUAUUUGGAUAUGGAAAUCUCUGCUGGACCCCUUUAUUUCUGGGUGUUAGGGUUCAAGACAGGGGUGUAAGCCCAGGAUCAAGAGAGCACAUUUCUCUUAAUCAUGUGUGUGUUUAUUGAUUUUUGUAAAUAAGAAAAUGACAGUAUGAA